Molecule: messenger RNA, 1104 nt
Organism: Yarrowia lipolytica CLIB122
Lineage: Eukaryota; Fungi; Ascomycota; Dipodascomycetes; Dipodascales
Biological process (GO): ubiquinone biosynthetic process
Cellular component (GO): mitochondrion
Molecular function (GO): 2-methoxy-6-polyprenyl-1,4-benzoquinol methyltransferase activity
Source: RefSeq, a predicted model, not a curated record
AUGGAAUUGUCAACCUUAUUCGAAUACAUUUUUUCAUGUUCAUAUCCUCGCAGUUCCCCUCAAUGUCGUAUGAAAAACUACCACUGCCACACCCUGCUGAAGUUCGUUCAAACUACUGGUACAAGUACCAGCAGCAAUACUCGCAUGUGCUUUGAACCAACAUGCAGACCCAAAUUUUAUAUUUCCGCCUACAGAAACCCCGUCACCACCAUAAUCAUGAACAGAAGCACCGCUGGACGUCUUAUCCGAGCAUUUCACUCAACUGCCCGAGCGCGACAUGGUACUGCCGGCUCUACUUCGGCUUCCGAGGAGGAAAUGAAGCAUUUCAAACAAUUGGCUGCCACCUGGUGGGAUACUAAUGGCCCCCAGCGGAUCCUGCACAAGAUGAACCUCUUGCGAAUGGAUUUCAUGAACGAGAAUCUCAAGGUCCUGCAGCAAAACACCAGCCAGUCAGCUGUUAAACCUGCUGGUGUUUCUCUGGACAUUCUACCCGAUUCAGACCCACGAAAGACCAACGCUAUCCAGCUGACUGACAAGAAGCGUGUGUUGGAUAUUGGUUGUGGAGGUGGCAUUCUUGCAGAACACAUGGCCCGUCUGCCAUGGACCUCAUCGGUCGACGGAAUCGACAUGUCACCAGAUGUGCUCCAAGUCGCUGUGGAGCAUGCCAAGAAAGACGCGUCUCUGACCAAGAAGCUCAACUACAGACGAAUUGCACUGGAGGACCUGCCCAGGGACGAGAAGUUCGACAUUGUGACCAUGUACGAGGUGCUCGAACAUAUCACUUAUCCUGCCGAAUUUAUGAAGCAUGCCCUGUCCAAGGUAAACCCCGGAGGUUGGGUGUUCCUGUCCACUAUUAACCGAACCCCCAUCUCGUGGUUCACGACCAUCUUUGUGGCCGAGCAUCUUAUGCGACUGGUGCCUCCCGGAACCCACACCUACUCCAAGUACAUCAAUGAGGAGGAGAUCCGGGACUUUUUUGCUACACAAAAAGACUGGGAGUUUGUCGAUUCCAAGGGGUGCAUGUACGUUCCUGGCUGUGGAUGGGUCUGGACUCCCAAUGAGCGAAUGGGCAACUAUAUGAUGGCUUUUAGAAAGAAGGAUUAA